This is a messenger RNA of Alosa alosa (allis shad), 3251 nucleotides long. RefSeq names its product interleukin-1 receptor type 1. Lineage: Eukaryota; Metazoa; Chordata; Actinopteri; Clupeiformes; Clupeidae. The transcript is spliced from 11 exons. The record is from RefSeq and is a predicted model, not a curated record. Gene Ontology annotation, molecular function: interleukin-1 receptor activity. Gene Ontology annotation, biological process: signal transduction. The coding region runs from base 371 to 2185 and encodes 604 amino acids.
GUGCUGCUGGACAAGGCGUCCAGUCACCGCCCCGUGUUGCUCAACAGCGCGAGUGUGGAGUUGAGGAACCAGAGGAAGUUGCGACAUUCCAGUUGGCUCACCCCUGACAGACAGCGGAGCACCAGAGAUCCGUCUUCCCAGCGGAGCACCAGAGAUCUUCCCGGCGGAGCACCAAAGAUCGGUCUUCCUAGCGGAGCACCAGAGAUUGGUCUUCCCAGCGGAGCACCAGACAUCGGUCUUCCUAGCGGGACCACUGUGUCAGCGGAGCCGGGAGCGUACUAUCUCGCCAACAGAAGCUUCGUGAUUUGAUAUCACGUGUCCUUGUCGUGUUUUGCGAGUGGAGUCCCGCGCUGUUCCCCGUAUCGCAGCUAUGUCUCCUUUGUGGUUGUGCUGGUGUGCUGAUGUUCUUCUCACCUGGGUUUCCACAGCAGCUGACAUCCCUCAGGAUGACGAGUGUAAGGACUAUGGCGUGCCGUUCGAGCGCGUGUUCAGACGGUCUGGGGAGGCAGCCAUGUUUAACUGCUCUCUAGUAGAUCCCCGUGUCUUCAAUGUGUCCACACACCCCUACAACACAACAUGGUACCACCUGCCUACAGGCCAGGAGCAGAGGGCACAUAUGGAACAUACCAUUAUUCAGGGGACAACGCUGUGGCUUCUCAACAUCACUGCAGAGGAUAAAGGGAAAUUCAUGUGUGUUGUCAGGACUGCUGAGGGCUGUUUUAAACAGGCCUAUGUGCUGAUGGUGGAGGCGGAACCAGGGGCGGGGCCUGAUAGGGGGUGUGUCCAUAGGGAGAGGAGCAUCCAGUUCCUCCCAGCGCUGACCAGCAGCUUCCUCUCCUGCCCUCUACGGGAGUAUCUGCCCUACCUGGACACCUACACCAUCCACUGGUACAGGAGCUGUGAGGUUUUGCCGAUUAAUGGGAAGUUCCUGGUGAUGGGUGAAGGAGACCUCGUUGUGGACAGCGUUGCCCCUGACGACGCAGAUAACUACACCUGCGUCCUGAGCUUCCAGCUGGCUGGACUCCAGGGUCUUAUGAGUGAGACCAUCGAGACCACUGUCCUUGUGAAAGUCACUUACCAGCCAGAAAUCCUCUUGCCGGAUGGAGAGAUCAACAAAGUUCCCCUGGGCUCCUCUUUCCAUAAGCUGUGUCGUGUGUCAGUGCCUGGAGUGGGAUCUCACGACGUCUUAGUGAUCUGGAGAACACAAGACAAGUACAUCAACUACAAUACAACCCACCGCAUUCACCAGCUGCCACAGAGAGAGGUACCUGUUGCAGACGGGUCGGUGGUGGAGGCGGAUCUGGUGUUCUCUGAGGUGAGAGAAGAGGACCUGAAUGUGAACUUCACCUGUGAGGUCCAUAAUGACCGCAGAGUCCCCCAAGCCAGCUUUAGACUGCAGUCAGAUCCCAACCUGCUGCUGCCCCUGGGCCUGGUGUUUGGGGCGUCGGCCUUCAUGUUUGUUCAGUGUGUGCUGCUCUACCGGCUCUUCAAGAUGGACAUCGCCCUGGCCUGCAGGGACGCUCUGCCACACCUGUACCCUAGCACAGAGGGGGAUGGGAAGGUGUAUGAUGCAUACGUGGUGUACCCGCGUCUGAUUGGUCAGCCAGGCAGUCCAGAGGAAACCUUCGUCCUGAGCACCAUCCCCCAGAUGCUGGAGGGUCACUAUGGUUACCGCCUCUUUAUCUUGGGCAGGGACUGUAUGCCAGGGGAAGCUCUAGUUGACGCUGUGUGCUCCGCCCUCUCUCUGAGUCGCCGGGUUCUGCUCAUAUAUGGUGGUGGGCGUGGCCAGUCGUGUGAUGAUGACUGGGGGGCGUGGCUAGAGCAGCAGCUGGCUCUGCAGCGCUCCCUAUUGGAGGACAAUACGCUGGGCGUGAUCCUGAUCGAUCUGGGGGGCGUGUCCGACUCCGCCCUGCCGCCGGCCCUGAGGCUGCUGAAGGAGGAGCAAGGCGCUCUGCGUCCCGCCCACACACACACGCUCACACACACGCUCACACACACACACGGCUGCUGCUGCAGCAGGUCAGAGGAGGAGGCGCAGGAGGAGGAGGAGGCGCUGGCCUUCAUCACGCCCUCUCGGCGCUUCUGGAAAGAGCUGCGCUACCACAUGCCCAUCCGAGGGAAACGCAGGACAGGAGCUCACAUACACACGCACACACACAACACACAGCCCCAGUCUGAGACGUAAGAUGUGUGAGAAUGGCAGUUACAGACUUUGGCCUGUAGAGGGGGCUGCUGACUAAUCACUGUUCUAACUUGGCCAGACUGGCCAGGCACCAAACACUCAGGAGUUGAAAGCUCUGGGCAUGUGACAUCAUCAUCUCUGGGCAUGUGAUGUCAUCUCUCCUCCAGAGCCAGACAUGUGGGCAUUGUCUGAAGAUGUCAUCUGGAGUAGAUGACAUCAUGUGGGCAGACGUCCUUAAUCCUCUCCAGCGAUAUGAAGCUCAUCUGGAGUUAUGUGUGUCAGUGGGUGUACAGAGCUGCACUUUUAGAACUCUACUCCUUACACCAGACGCCGCGCGUGUGUGUGUGCGUGCGUGUGUGAGCGUGCAUGCCUGUGUGUGCCUGUGUGUGUGUGUGUGAGCGUGCGUGCCUGUGUGUGCCUGUGUGUGUGCCUGUGUGUUUGCGCGUGCUUUUGUGUGCGUGUGUGAGCGUGCGUGCCUGUGUGUGCGUGUGUGUGUGAGGUCUACCUUGCUCAACUGCUAGAGCUACAGAGCUGUACUUCCUCAUGCCAAUGUGAUCAUGCCAGUGUGAUCAUGCCAGUGUGAUCAUGCCAGUGUGAUGCCAGAGUGAUCAUGCCAGUGUGAUGAUGCCAGUGUGAUGCUGCCAGUGUGAUGAUGCCAGUGUGAUCAUGCCAGUGUGAUCAUGCCAGAGUGAUCAUGCCAGUGUGAUGCCAGAGUGAUCAUGCCAGUGUGAUCAUGCCAGUGUGAUGCCAGAGUGAUCAUGCCAGUGUGAUGAUGCCAGUGUGAUGCCAGUGUGAUGAUGCCAGUGUGAUGCCAGAGUGAUCAUGCCAGUGUGAUCAUGCCAGUGUGAUGAUGCCAGUGUGAUCAUGCCAGUGUGAUGUCAGAGUGAUCAUGCCAGUGUGAUCAUGCCAGUGUGAUGAUGCCAGUGUGAUGCCAGAGUGAUCAUGCCAGUGUGAUCAUGCCAGUGUGUAUUCAAUGCAACAAAAUAAUUAUUCAAUGCAACAAUUAGAAUAAUUAUGCAACAAAUUAAGCAUUUGUGUUCUUAAAUAAAUAAAUAAUGGUUUCCAUUGA